This is a messenger RNA of Dissoconium aciculare CBS 342.82, 1526 nucleotides long. RefSeq lists its product as uncharacterized. Bases 475 to 1086 code for a protein of 203 amino acids. The record is from RefSeq and is a predicted model, not a curated record. NCBI's taxonomy places the organism in Eukaryota, Fungi, Ascomycota, Dothideomycetes, Mycosphaerellales, Dissoconiaceae. The transcript has a single exon.
CUCUUCUUGGACGCUGCCCCAGCUCAUGGCGUUUCUGUCAUUGAUCAACAAGGGUCGGUCGCUUAUGAUCAUGUAACGAUGCAACAUUAUUAGCAGUUUACGACGAUGUCGACUUGGUCAUCUCGUCCAGACCGACAGACUGACCGACAUCGCGUGUGUGUUUCAGAGACUGCACACGAUGACUUGCCUAACACGGAUACGUUCCAAGGUUGCUAUCAAGUCGCAUGUAUAGGCGAAGUCUAUUUUGUUGCGCAAUCCGGGCGGUUCGGCUCUCAACAGUAAUGACCUUACCCAAGCAUACUAGAGUUGGCUCCUUCUAGUGUCAUGUCCUAUUUGGGCAAUUGAUCUGGAAGUUCAUACAUCAUCGAAGCUGGAGCACUACGACCUACCGCAUUUUGAAUGCGUUCCGAGGCUAUACCGACCUCGGAAGACAAUGGCGUAGCUGGUAAAUGAUUCUAUCGAGGCUGGGACUUUAUGGACUCAGAGCGAAACUCGAUUGUCGAAGUCAUCUUUACGCUUCGCACUGCAAAUGUUUCGUUAGCAAUACGUGCUUGCAUAUCUACGACCAUGUUGCAAGUUACUGACGAAACCGAGACCAAGAAAGGCUCCUGCGAUCUCACAGAGUCCCUUGUGGCAUCUUACCUGGGAAGAAACCCGAGGUCGUUACCAUCCACGCUCCUCUGGGAUGAUGUCGAGCUGGACAUUUACGAGCAAAUCACCCAAUCGCCAGACUACUACCUCACCCGCGCCGAAUCAGAGAUCAUUCGGGACGAGUUCCUCGACGACUGGGUGAACGACGACUGGCCAGAUGAGUUCUAUGUCGCCUACCGUCAGCGCCUCAGCGAGAAGGGCGUGCGCUUACCACCCACGUCGAACCUGCCCACCGGCGCCGACGACAGUGUCCCGUCCGCCUGGCAAAUCUCCUAUUGGCUUGAGAAAAUCAUUGAGAAUGCGGCUCCUUGGUGGCUUCCGGGUGACCUGGAGACUCCAGCAGCUGCGGAGGCCUUACAGACGUCGGCCGCGGUCGUGCGUGAGGGCCUGGAGAUCUUGAAUCAGCGCGCCACUGCCGCCACGCCUGGAAGAUGAAAUUAUAUCCGAUGAGAGAGAACCAAACACGUUGGCCUAGGUGUGUGCACCCUCGCAGAAGGUUUUGCUCAAAAGCGAGCAUCAGCGAACAGUGUCGUCUGGAACUGUCGACAUGGCUCUGAUAGAUAUGUACCGCUUGCCUGUCGCUUUCCACGUAAUGAAAUAAAUAGGGUCUUCGGGUUGUGACAAUUAAAUUUGCAACUCGCUGCUGAAACAACAUCACAGGCUUCACGGUAGCCCUAGCAAGAAUAUGAGCAAGGAACAAUAAAGGAAAGUAAUCUCAGUGCCGAUCCCUUCGUGCGGCGCAGCAGCAGCAGCUCAACUCUAUGCGCAUGCGUCAUCAUAGGGAGAAUCUUUCGACACGCAUUUGUUUUUAAGAACAAGCUGUCACAGCCAGGCAGCGAUCUUCCAAGAAGAGUCGUACACAGUGAAAGUCCAAC